Schistocerca piceifrons (Central American locust) is the source of this 681-nucleotide messenger RNA. Its product is annotated as trypsin delta-like. The transcript is spliced from 6 exons. The coding region runs from base 1 to 681 and encodes 226 amino acids. Lineage: Eukaryota; Metazoa; Arthropoda; Insecta; Orthoptera; Acrididae. Gene Ontology annotation, biological process: proteolysis. The record is from RefSeq and is a predicted model, not a curated record. Gene Ontology annotation, molecular function: serine-type endopeptidase activity.
AUGCAGACGACGGCGUCGCUUGUACUGCUGCUGGUGGCAGCCGCAAACUGUGUGGCGGGUGGAACAGCGCCUCGUGCUGUGUCCGUAGUGAAUGGCCGCAUAAUCAACGGUGAGCCCGCUGCUGUGGGGGAGUUCCCUGCGCAGCUGUCCUUGCAGAGGAAUGGUCGCCAUUCGUGCGGAGCGUCCAUCCUAAACGAGAACUGGGCCCUCACUGCUGCUCACUGCGUGGAUGGGCUCGACAGUGACAUCGUUCUGGAGGUGUUGGCGGGCACCAUCACGCUGGAUGAUGGAGGCACGCGCCACAACGUGGAGUCCUUCACGAUACACCCGCAAUACGACGAGUCUGACUCCUGGGUCAACGACAUCGCCCUACUGAGGUACGACGGAUUUCUACCAAACAACCUGCAGAAGGUGGACAUCGAGGUCUGGAGCCAGGACCUGUGCGCGUCGCUCUUCUGGGACGCCUUUGAGUCUCCGGUCUACCCCUCCCACAUCUGUGCCGCUGGUGUAGAUGAGCGGGACUCUUCCUGCAAUGGCGACUCUGGAGGCCCCCUGCUGCAUGAGGGCGUCGUCGUGGGUCUGGUGUCGUGGUCCUACCUCUGCGCCACCCCUCCCUUCCCCACAGUCUACACCAGGGUCUCCAGCUACGUCGACUGGAUCAACCAGCAGAUCAGCGUCUGA